AUCAGGUGAAACCCCGGGACCUCUACCUCGCUUCAAACGACCCUGGGGGCGAAAUCCGCCCAGAGACUUAAUUUGCAUGGGGCGGGGCCUGCCUCUUUGAGUGGGGCCGGGCGCCACUUCCCCUUCCAGUCGGCUUCCGCCCGCUGGCUUCCGCCCGCUAGCUUCCGGCUUCCGUGAGGCUUCCGCCCGCCUUCCGCCCGCCUUCCUUCCGGCUUUUGUCCAGUUUUCCUCUGCCUUCGCCGGGCGCCGCCCGCGGCCAGGGUCCGAAUGCUACCAAAACGGCGGCGAGCGCGGGUCGGGUCCCCGGACACCGCCCCCUCCUCCGCGGCACGCUUCCCUGGGGUCACUGUCUACCUGGCUGAGCCACGCAUGGGCCGCAGCCGCCGGGCCUUCCUCACACGCCUGGCUCUCUCCAAGGGCUUCCGCGUCCUGGACGCCUACAGCUUGGAGGUGACACACGUCAUGAUGGAGGGGACCUCAGCAGAGGAGGCCGUCUGCCGGCAGGAGCGCAGGACGGCGGCCCUUCACCCAGGAUGCACCCGCCCAGUGCUCUUAGACAUAAGCUGGUUCACGGAGAGCAUGGCGGCCGGGCAGCCUGUCCCUGUGGAGUGCCGGCACCGCCUGGAGGUGGCUGUGUGCAGGAAGGGGCCGCCACGCCCAGCGUGGAGGCUGCCCUGUGCCUGCCAGCAUCCCGCACCCGUCACGCACCACAACGCCGGCCUCUCGGAGGCUCUGGAGAUGCUGGCAGAGGCCACGGGCUUUGCCGGCAGUGAGGGCCGCCAACUCUCCUUGUGCAGAGCGGCCUCAGUGCUCAAGGCCCUUCCCGGCCCGGUCACGGCCCUGAGCCAGCUGCGUGGCCUGGCCCGCUUUGGAGAACACUCGUGCAGGGUCGUCCAGGAGCUGCUGGAACACGGAGUGUGUGAGGAGGUGGAGAGAGUCCGGCUCUCGGAGAGGUACCAGGCCAUGAAGCUCUUCACUCAGAUCUUUGGGGUCGGGGUAAGGACCGCUGACUGGUGGUACCGGGAGGGGCCGCGGACGCUGGACGACCUCCGAGAGCAGCCCCAGAGACUGACCCAGCAGCAGAGAGCAGGACUCCAGCACCACCAGGACCUGAGCACCCCGAUCCUGCGAUCAGAUGUGGAGACCCUGCAGCAGGCGGUGGAGGCAGCCGUGGGGCAGGCCCUUCCUGGGGCCGCCGUCGCGCUGACCGGCGGCUUCCGGAGGGGGAAGUUGCAGGGCCAUGACGUGGACUUCCUCAACCACCCCCAGGAGGGCCGGGAGGCAGGGCUGCUGCCCAGAGUGCUGUGCUGCCUGAAGAAGCAGGGCCUUAUCCUGUACUGCCAGCACCAGCGCAGCCGGCAGGCAGACGACCCCACCCACCUGCCCCGGCAGAGCCACACCAUGGAUGCCUUCGAGGGGACUUUCUGCAUUUUCCACCUGCCACAACCCCCAGGGGAUGCUGUAGGGGCGCCCAGAGGCCCUGCCCCACCUGACCACCUGGUGGUCACCCGUGUCAGCCAGUUCCCCUUUGCGCUACUCGGCUGGACUGGCUCCAAGCGUUUCGAGCGGGAGCUGCGCUGCUUCAGCCGGAAGGAGAGGGGGCUCUGGCUGAACAGCCGUGGUCUGUUUGAUCUGGGGCAGAAGACGUUUUUCCACGUGGCUUCAGAGGAAGACAUCUUCAGACUCUUGGGCCUUGAGUACCUUCCCCCCCAGCAGAGAAAUGCCUGAUCCUAUUAGCUGGCCCCCACUUCCACUCUCUGGAAAUGGAGGGUGCCAUUUGAGCCAGACGCUAUGGGUGUUGUGGUCCCUGAAUGUUUCCAGGUGGAAGACGCACUGCUGCCCCAAGUCCUCACGCCUCCCAAGUGGGAGGCCUGUCUGUGUGGACCACCAAUCCCCCACAUACACCCAGUUCAAGAUGUCAUGAAACGAGCACGUGGAACAAACUAAGCUGUGUUUUCUGAAUGUGUUGCUGGUGUGGGUGACCGGGGAGCAUGGGUAUUGUUUCUGCCCAGAGGUCAGCUACGGGGUGCUGGUGAGGGCGGGGGAUGUGGACCUAAGACAGAUAGCCUUCCAGUUAUUUCUGCAACACAAACGGGUUUAUUCAGGAUCAGCAGAGAAUGGGUCUGCAACCAUGGCAAGCCAUGUGCAAGUCCCCAGCAAAAAUGGAAAGGAAAACGCUUUUACAGAGGGGAAAAGGAAUUUGGGAGGGCUAUAGUAAACAAGAGUCCACGGCUUUUCAUUGGCUGAGUCCUCAUCAGGAGUGAAGAGGAGAUCCUUCUUUCUGUUGGGCUCUGCUAUCAUCACAGGGCAUGAGCGCUCCCCCUUCUGGUCUCCCAACUCUUGAGGUUUCUGUUUAUUAAUCUUUUUACACUUCCCCUUUCGAUCAAGAUGUUUCUCUGAAAGCAUCACUAAUCUGAGUCAGGCUUUCCAGUUUCAGGGUCUUUUUGUCCCUCAAUACAAGGAAGGACCUUUCCUGGGUGUAGUGUCCCACAUCAGAGGGAGAGUGCACAGAUUGGAGAUCUAUUGAGGUCAUAUUUAAGUAACAAGGAGGAGUAGGAGGGACAACUCUUAGGCACUUUUUAUCUAAAGUCCGUGUGUUACCAAGAUCCUAAACAGUAGAGAUUACCUGAAGCCUUAUGU
Eubalaena glacialis (North Atlantic right whale) is the source of this 2640-nucleotide messenger RNA. RefSeq names its product DNA polymerase mu (gene POLM). Gene Ontology annotation, molecular function: DNA-directed DNA polymerase activity; DNA binding. Gene Ontology annotation, cellular component: nucleus. Gene Ontology annotation, biological process: double-strand break repair via nonhomologous end joining. NCBI's taxonomy places the organism in Eukaryota, Metazoa, Chordata, Mammalia, Artiodactyla, Balaenidae. The record is from RefSeq and is a predicted model, not a curated record.